AUGGCGCAAGACAGAGGCCCAACUAUCCUCAUUGCGAUGUGGACGACCACGUCAAUUGCAACACUAUUUGUCGCUGCCAGGUUGUUUACACGAAUCAAGAUCUUAAGGAAUCUUGGCCUUGAUGAUUACUUCAUCGCAUCCUCUAUGGUAAUUGGUCUUCUAUUCGUUAGUCUGGUCACAGCUGCUGUCGCAGCCGGUGAUGGCGAGCAUGUCUCUACGCUGUCACGUCACGAUUUCGAAAGAGCAGCAAUGUUGAAUACAGCAGCGUAUGCUCCGGGCAUCGUAUCCUUUGUUCUGCCCAAAUUAGGGGUAGUGGCUCUGUUGUGUCGAAUUUUCAACCCGACUCGGCGCUGGAGAAUAUUCCUGUGGACAUUCGUCGGGGGAAGCGGCUUGGUCAUUUGUGGGUGCAUUAUCCUACUUUAUGCGCAGUGCAGCCCGAUGAGAGCCAUGUGGAUACCCGGCCUGGGAACGUGCUGGAGUCCUAGUAUCGUGGUGGACUAUUCCAUCUUCGCAGGCGCACUCUCGGCUAUUCUGGACAUCUUCCUUGCACUAUAUCCUGCAGUGAGACUGUGGAAUCUCCAGAUGCCAACCAGGAGAAAGGCUCUACUCCUUGCUGCCUUUGCGCUAGGAUCCUGUGCUGCUGUCGUGGCCGUCGUUAAAUGUACUCAUAUUCCAGGACUAGCAGACGAAUCUGACCCGACCUAUAGCACAUCAGAACUCGUUAUUUGGACUAAGUAA
This is a messenger RNA of Talaromyces amestolkiae, 738 nucleotides long. RefSeq lists its product as uncharacterized. The coding region runs from base 1 to 738 and encodes 245 amino acids. The record is from RefSeq and is a predicted model, not a curated record. The transcript has 5 exons. NCBI's taxonomy places the organism in Eukaryota, Fungi, Ascomycota, Eurotiomycetes, Eurotiales, Trichocomaceae.